AUGUCGCAUCUCUCACUCUAUUUCACGCGAGGCACGCCUCGGAGUACAACUCCAUCCUUCACCUUGGACUUUUCGAAAGAGCCCUACCUUGAGUCUCUGGCGGAGCGACUUUACAGACAAUAUACCUAUGCUCAUGCGGAAUCAUCUAAUGGGCUGCAGUCAGACCAUGCGGUUAGCUUCGUGACGCAUGGCCAUACCACAUUUGAGCAGACCGGCUUGGGAUGGGUUCCUCAAAGUGAGGUGGCGGAAGAGCACUCUCUUAUAACGCCGACUUUUACGAAACCCAAACCAACUAACAUUGCCUUGGCAAAUGGCCUCACUUCUCCGUCUGCUCCUCCUGUUCCUCCUGCUCCUCCUGCUCGUCUCGCUCCUCGUCCUCCUCCUACCCCUCCUGCUUCUACUCAGGAAUCCCCUACUCCUGUGAAUGGCACCGUCCCAGCUCGGGAAACCCUAACUCUAGGGGAUACCAUCGGACCUCCUAAAAAGACUCCUGCUCCAGUACCCACCCGAGUCGCACCUCAAAUCGCCCCUCCUAUCUCUCGUGAAAAAUCUUCCAAGACUUCAGCUUCGACCUCUACUCGACAAGGGGACCUGCGAAGGAGUGUUGCACUAUUGAACGCAAAUAGAAGUCAAACUCAAAAGACAGGGCUAGUGACUCAAGUCACUAAACAAGCGUCAAAUAAAGCCACUGAACCGACCCUGCUACAGCUUCCAGACUCCCAACCAUCCAUGUCCUCAUCUGAGUACAGACCUUCUUCCCCGUCCUCUCAAUCUUCGAGGUCGCCGACUCCAAGGCCUCCUACUCAGCCCCUAUCCCCAUCUAGACGGCGAUCCACUCGGUCUCGCGUAGAACCUGUGACCUAUAAUCUCAAGACGCUCUCUAGACGCCAAGCGGGCUCACAUGAUUCUCCACAUCAGUCUGAGAGAGAGGAUACCCCUGCCGUGUCUGAGUCUCCACCACCACCAGCAUCUCCACGUUCGUCCACGCAGCAACGUCAGCUCUCGCCAGGACGUUCAUCAUUACAGGACUUUCCUGUUGAGAUCCAGAUCGAGGAUGAACCGCGGCGAAAAGCCAAUAUCUCGAAACUUUUGUGGACUCGAGAAUUACGAGGCGCUAGACCCAGUCAUGACCUUCUGCGUGCGACAGUGAGCUCAAACCUGAAGCUCUGGAAGACGUGGAAGGGCGCUUCAAAUGAUGUGAGCACCCUAGCGUGGUCACCGGACGGGACGAAAUUUGCUACUGGGGCUACUGCGCAGUCUGAUGAGUAUAACCGUAGCAAUAACUUGCUGUUUGGUGAUCUCGCACGGAAUUACUUGUAUGAGCUACCUGAUCACCAUAUCCGCCGGGAAUCAAAUACAGCCACGGCAGACGAGCGUCUUUUCCCAACCGUCUCUGCAAUCGAAUGGGUCAAUCGGCAGCUCUAUACCGCAAGCUUUGACCAUACAGUGAAGAUAUGGAACACUGAUACACUCCUUUUCCCCGAUACCCCUACUUGCGUCAGAACACUACGGCAUGAUUCCAACGUACAAGUCAUGUCCGUAUCGCCAUUGAUGCCUCAUCUCGUGGCCACUGGAACGACGCGUUCGUUCAGCCUGUGGAAUCUCCUCGACAAAACUCCGACUGCCAAGCCUCUGGAAAUUCAACGUGAUCCUCGUCAGAAAGCAAACAUUGUCCUUGAGCCGACGACCUUGGCUUGGGGACAGAAUGAGGCGACGAAAAACUACCUCGUCGGGGGGAUGGGUGAAUAUAUCAAAGAUCAAUACAGGGUCCCACUCUGUGGCCAUCUCGGCAUGUGGAGAGUGACCGAAUCGUCCAUUGAGCGACGCAAGCUCAGUCCAGAUUCACAAAACAUCUUCGAUGUCAAAUGGCAUCCCUCCAUGCGGAGGUUCGCGAUAGGAAGUACCUACAGCCAGUCGAUGAACCUUCCCCUGCGAUCCAAAUCGGUGGUUCAACUCUAUGACAUUGAGUCUGGCGGUAAGGUUGUCGUCACUGGCAAGUGCGCUUGCUCGGCGGUGGACAUGAACGAAGUGACUUUCUGUCCAAUGGGCUCCACCUACAUCACUGCAAGCUGCACGGACGGAAGCACCUAUGUCUGGGACUCUCGUAAAGAUUCGAGACCUGUUCAUAAGCUUUUGCAUGGCAAAUCGCUCAACUCUCUCAAUCCGCAAUAUUCUCGAGAAUACACUGAUUUCGGUGUGCGGGUGGCGCUAUGGGGCACAACGAUCGAUCAGUUCUACACGGGUGGCUCCGAUGGGUAUCUUAAACAAUGGGAUAUACGUCGAUCAACGCAAGAUGCACUAGUCGCGAACACUGUGCGCCUCAAUGACGGCAUCACAAGUGGGGCGUUCUCUGCAGAUAAGUCACAGCUCCUUCUUGGAGACUAUAGCGGUGGUGUGCAUGUUUUAUCUUGUGAGCACACGGAAGACGAAGUCGUUAACUUCGACUUCAAGUAUGCUCCGGAACCCUCAGCUAUCGAAGUACUCGGGGUACCUAUCGCUGAAGAGCUUGUUGCCUCGGGCAAGUUAAGUUUGGAUCCGAUCUUUGGCCCAGUUCAGGGACCUAAGUAUGAUGGUCCCUAUGCGGCUUGGGCUCGAGGUCUUCCUAAGACGGUAGCUCUGGAUAAGCUCAAGCGGACCCCGUUGUUAAGCGAGUACCAACUGCGGCAGUUUGCUGGACCACCCGUCAAUGACCGGCUUGGAUUAGAUCUGGGGUUACGCCGAGAACUCCAAUGUCAAUUCAACCUUGCCCGUGCCUGUAAUAUGCGCCGUUGGAGAUCCGGGGCUAUCAGUCAAUCAAAUGGAGGGGAUGACUCGCGGAAAAGAAAAUGGGAUAGCCGGAUCGACUUUGGCGGCAUUGACAAGGGUGGCCACGCUUCUAGUCCGGCUCGGAAAAAGAAGAAGAAAAAGGACAAGCUGAAAAAGCUUAGGAAGAAUUCUCACGUUAUCACGAGGAUCGAGGAAACGAUCAUCGAUCUGACGAUGGAUUCUGAUACCGAGCAGGUUUCUACGAGUUCUGUGGCUACUCCUGCGACCAUGUCCGUGGCCGCGGCUACUGGUGACUCGACGAUGGACACCGACUGUGAGAUACUAGGGCCGCCAAUGUUUCGUCGGCUGUCUCUUUCGCAUUCUCCCAUUCCAAAGGUCUUGGACGAAGAAUCGGAUGAGGAUUAUUGGUGGCCCGAUAGCGGUCAUGUCGAUGCGAACCUGAAAGCCGAUGGCCUCUGA
Penicillium brasilianum is the source of this 3225-nucleotide messenger RNA. The record is from the annotation of a GenBank genome assembly. NCBI's taxonomy places the organism in Eukaryota, Fungi, Ascomycota, Eurotiomycetes, Eurotiales, Aspergillaceae.